AUGGAGAUAUCACUUGCAUCGGUUACAAUAUCAAUAGCUAUAGCUCUUGUGUCGUGGUGGGUAUGGAGAGCUUUGAAUUGGAUUUGGUUUAAACCAAAAAUGCUUGAGAGUUGCCUGAGAAGACAGGGUCUUGCGGGAACGCCUUACACGCCUCUCGUCGGCGAUGUGUUGAAGAGUUCCAACAUGAUGAAGGAGGCAAGAUCUAAACCAAUCAAAGUAACAGAUGAUAUCCGAGAACGUCUCUGGCCUUUUCACAUGCAAAUGCUGAAGACUCACAGAAAGACUUUCUUUUCAUGGCUUGGAACUACACCAGUCAUCACGUUAAUGGAUCCUGAGAAAAUCAAGGAAGUGUUCCACACAAAUUAUGAUUUCCAAAAGCCGCAUUCAUUCCCUUUGGCCAAAUUCAUAGCCACUGGAGUCUUUAGUUAUGAAGGUGACAAAUGGGCAAAACACAGAAGAAUCAUCAACCCGGCUUUCCACCUUGAGAAGAUUAAGAAUAUUGUACCUAUAUUCCACCAAAGUUGUAGCGAGGUUGUUGGUGAAUGGGACAAGUUAGUCCCGGAUAAAGGAUCGUCCCGUGAAGUGGACGUUUGGCCUUGGCUAGUGAGUAUAACGGCAGAAGUGAUCUCUCGUACUGCUUUUGGCAGCAGCUACAAAGAAGGGCGGAGGGUAUUUGAGCUCCAAACAGAAAUAUUGGACCUCAUCGUACAAGCUUUUAAGACAGUUUUCAUCCCUGGAUAUCAUUAUCUCCCGACGAAGAAUAAUAGAAGGAUGAAAGCAGCAGACAGAGAAAUCAGAGCUAUACUGAGAGGGAUCAUCAUUAACAAAAGGUUAAGGGCGAGAGAAUCUGGGGAAGCACCAAGCAAUGAUCUGCUGGAUAUACUUCUUGAAUCGAAUAUGGGGCAAGCAAAAGGACACAAAAUGAGCACUGAGGAAGUGUUGGAGGAGUGCAAGUUUUUCUAUUUCGCCGGGCAAGAUACAACUUCAGUACUUAUGCUCUGGACAAUGGUGCUGUUAAGCCAACACCAAGACUGGCAAGCUCGCGCACGAGAAGAAGUGAUGCAAGUUUUUGGCGAUAAAGAACCUCAUUUAAAUGGCCUGAACCAGCUCAAAGUUAUGACUAUGAUACAAUAUGAGGUCCUUAGGCUAUAUCCUUCUGUAAUCCAGCUGACCCGAGCCACUCACAAAGAGAUGAAGCUAGGCGAUCUGACACUACCAGCUGGCAUUGAGAUCCAUCUACCUAUUCUGCUAGUCCACCGUGACCCGGAUAUUUGGGGCGAAGAUGCAGCAGAAUUUAAGCCUGAGAGAUUCAAAGACGGUGUCUCUAAGGCAGCAAAGACCCAACUCUCCUUCUUUCCCUUUGGAGGGGGCCCGAGGAUAUGCGUCGGACAAAACUUUGCUAUGUUGGAGGCAAAGAUGGCUAUGACUUUGAUUCUACAGAGAUUCUCCUUCGAGCUCUCUCCUUCCUAUGUUCAUGCGCCUGAAUUAAUCUUCACCCUUCAUCCACAGUUUGGUGCUCCACUUCUCAUUCGCAAGCUGUAG
This is a messenger RNA of Microthlaspi erraticum, 1542 nucleotides long. NCBI's taxonomy places the organism in Eukaryota, Viridiplantae, Streptophyta, Magnoliopsida, Brassicales, Brassicaceae. The record is from the annotation of a GenBank genome assembly.